AACUUUUGUACCGAGUUUAUGAGAGGUUGCCCUUGAAAGACUUUUCCCAAGAGAUCCGUGCACACCGUGAUGUGGAUAACUAUUUAUGUAACACGUUGCUGUUGUUAGAUAUUGAGGAGAGCAAUAUGGAAGAUAUUGUUCAAUUGAUGAUUGAUAAAGUUUUGGAAACACAAACGAAGCAAAAUCUCAAUAUGGCUGACCUCAUGAAAACCAUAUUUGCAAUGCACAGAGUGGACCUCCUCAGUAGAACCAUUCAAGGAGUGAAGUUUUCUCAGCUGAACACACUUCAAUAUGACCAUACUUGGCUCUGUAUGUUAUGUGAGUGGCCGACGGUGAUAAAAAGACAUACAGUGAUAGUCAGACUUCUUCAUCCAGUCAAUAUGGGCUGCACCAGUCAAGAAGUUGUCUUUGUGAUUUUGGUUGUGGCUUCCAACAGAGAGAAAAGUACGAAAUCUGUAGUGGAAACUGCACGUACAUUUUGUACCUUGUUUGCUGAUAUGGACUGCCGAUGUCGCCUGCUUGAAGCUAAGAAUGAUGAAGAUUUCCGGAAUAUCUUGAAAGAAGAAACACGUAUGCUGUUUAGUAAGUUCAUCAGAAACUCAAAAAUGACCCUGAAAACUUGCUUAACAAAAACUGAACCAGAAAAGGAUGAGAAGAAAUAUGCAAUUUGUCAAGGAAUUAAAGAGGAUUUGAAGCGCCGGCUCAAACAUUAUAUGUCUGAUUACAAGGAUGGUUUAAAUGGAAAAAAGGCCCUUCGGAAAGUCGUUCCAGCUUCCCUCUUCCUGUAUUUUGCUUGUAUUCUUCCAAAUGUUGCAUAUGGAAUGAUAAUCAGCAAUGAUACGCAUGGAGCAAUUGAUAUACAACAUGUAUUAUUGGGUCAGUUUUUGGCUGGUAUUCUCUUUAGUUUGAUAGGAGGUCAAACCAUGAACAUAUUGUUAACUACAGCACCACUGACAUUAUUCACCAGAGUUGUAGCCAACAUCUGUGAUGACUUCGGCAUUGAUUUCCUUGGAAUGUUUGCUUGCGUUGGUAUUUGGAGUUCAAUCUUCCUCAUUUCAUAUUCCAUUUUUGGUUUCUGCAACCUCUUGAAAUGGUCAACCAGAUCCACAGAAGACAUUUUCUACACAUUUGUUUCAUUAAUAUUUUUUACAGAGGCUAUGAGAGAGAUGUAUAAAAAUUUCCAACAACAUUACUUUCCUUGUCAAGCUGAUAUACACUCGGCAAGCUACUGGAAUACAACCUUGCAUUCCAACACUAAUGGUCACCCUCACUUCAGUGCCAUUCCUCGAAAUAAGCAGCCACACUCGGGUAUCAUGAAGGUGGAUCAACUAUGUCAGCAGGAGACAAGUAUUUUGUUCCUGUUUCUAAUGACUGCAACACUAUGGCUGGCAACAACACUUUCCAACUUCACGAAAACACCUUAUUUAAGUGCACAAAAAAGACAGCUGCUGGCUGAUUAUGCAAUCCCACUGACAAUUUUGAUUAUGACAAUAGUGUCAACAAUAUUCUCAAGCAUCUACAUGGAACCAUUAUUACUACCAUCAAAUGUUACACUUGGUCCGGCACCUUUAUACAAACUUUCAGCUGGAGCAGUUGUUACCUCUUUCUUCCUUGGUUUCAGUCUCUCAUUACUGUUUUUCAUCAAUCAUAACAUCUCAAGUGCUCAAAUUAACAUGGCAACAUACAAACUUAAGAAAGGAUCAGCCUAUCACUGGGAUUUACUUGUUAUAGCUAUCAUAAACAUUAUGUUAUCAAUCAUUGGAUGUCCAUGGAUGCAUGUAGCCCUCCCAGUGUCUUCACAACAUGUCAAGAGUAUGGCUCAGAUGGAAGAACGAGUUGAGCAAGGAAGUAUACAUCAAAUCAUUGUACAGGUCAGAGAAACCCGUGUAACCAGCCUUCUCUGCUACAUGAUGCUUGGCCUGUCCCUUUUGCUGCUGCCUCAUCCACUCGCAGAUAUCCCAAGACCAGUGUUGUGUGGAUUUCUACUCUACAUGGCAAUCAUAUUUCUUUCAGACAGACAACUUAUCGACAGAUUUCUACUCCUAAUAACCGAACAGUCAUCCUAUCCACCAAGUCAUUACAUCAGACGAGUGCCACAGAGAGAUAUCCACAAAUAUACAUUUUCCCAGAUGGCUCAACUUCUUUUUUUAUGUAUUUUCGGUCUUGUUCCAGUUCCUUACAUACAAAUGUUCUUCCCAAUGGUAGUGAUCUCUCUUGCUUUUAUCAGACACUUGUUAGUCCCCAAGGUUGUGGAGAAGAAACAUCUCGCUGUACUUGACUAAUACCUGCUGGGCAUCAAAUGAAAAUUACUGAAAAUAAAAAUUAAAAAAAGAAAAAACAUCU
This is a messenger RNA of Octopus bimaculoides (California two-spot octopus), 2343 nucleotides long. RefSeq names its product solute carrier family 4 member 11. The record is from RefSeq and is a predicted model, not a curated record. Gene Ontology annotation, molecular function: solute:inorganic anion antiporter activity. Gene Ontology annotation, cellular component: basolateral plasma membrane; plasma membrane. NCBI's taxonomy places the organism in Eukaryota, Metazoa, Mollusca, Cephalopoda, Octopoda, Octopodidae. Gene Ontology annotation, biological process: monoatomic ion homeostasis; monoatomic anion transport; transmembrane transport.